AUGGGAAGCAUUGGGGAUAAUAAAACUCAGGUGGGUACAGAGGCUUCUGGGGGGUCUGCAUCAUUCUUCUCUACCGAUGAAAACCCUAUUUCUGCAGGGGACGAAGUUUCCUUCACAUUGAACCUUUUCCCUGAUGGAUACUCUAUUGGAAAACCUUUGGAGCGCAUUGCAGCAUGCUUCAAGUUCUUACGUCCCUACAACAGGACAUCUGAAAGUCUCUUCUCGGCAAUUGAAUGUGGUCGGUUGCCUGGAGAUCUCCUUGACGAUUUACCUUGCAAAUACAUUGAAGGUUCACUUAUCUGUGAGGUGCGGGACUACCGAAAAAUAUGCAUUAAUAGAGGGCCCAAUCUUCCAGAUGUGGUUGAUUUGCCCGUUGUUACUAAAGUGUGGCUGAAAAUUUCCUUGGAGAACAUCGUUAAGGAUAUACCACCUAUUUGUAGUUCUUGGACUUAUGGUGAUCUGAUGGAAGUAGAAUCCAGGAUACUGAAGACAUUACAGCCACAACUGUGUUUGGAUCCUACUCCCAAGCUGGAUAGGCUCUCCAAUAGUCCAGUUCCAGAAAAGCUACAUAUGACUUUAUCUAGUCUACAAAAGAAGAGAUUGAGACAUGUGCCAGAAACCUCUGUGACUUCUAGUAACAAAAUCCACGGGAAGAAAGUCUGCAUAGACAGAGUUCCAGAAAGGUCUGAUUCGGGAAUUAUCCAAGGGAAUCUAUUGCCGCAACAUGUCCAUGAGAAUCUGAGUGCCCAAUGUGCUGGAGCUGGCAACACACCACCUCUAAGACCAAAAGGCUAUAUAGCAGAUGCAUCUUUUUCAACACUACCAAUGAUGUCCCCGAGGUAUCAAAUGUUGGUUGGGAAUGCUAGAGGCAUGCAGGAUCGUGGAGCUUCCCCUGGUGGGCAGGACAUGAUGAUUUCAUACUUGGAUAAUAACUCUUCUAUUUCCCUUCAGGGAAAGAGAGAGACUCAAGAUGGGCAAUCAUCGCCCAGGUCUAGCUUUAAUAAGAGGCCAAGACUGGCACAUGGACCUGACGGCAAUCAGCAGCAGCAGAUGGAGAACUUCCAUACAUCAGACUUAAAUCUCAAGAAUACUUUGCAGCAGCAAGCAAUAUCUAGAGGAAUUCAAUUUGGUAAUGCAAUCAUGCAAAAGUUCCCCCAGCACACACUUGAAGGUGUCCAGAAUCCGGAGGUUGCAGCAGCAUCCCUACCACUGGGCAUGGGGCAUCGUGCAAAGGAAGAACAACUAGAUACACAGAUGGAGGCUACAGAAGUAAAUCGGAGUAAGUCUGACAUCCAGACGGCGGAGACUGAAAAGGACCGCAUGGAUCCUCAGCAACCACAACUUCAACAAAGGUUGCCACAUCAUCCAUUCCUGAGACCUGGUUUCUCUCAGGCAUCUUGGAGUAAUGUCAAUCAGCAGAUUGAUACUAAUUUGAAAAAGGAGGAACAGAUACAAAAAAGGAAAUCAGUGCAAAGCCCACGCGUAUCUGGUGGAACCUUGGCUCAAUCUCCUUUGUCAUCAAAAUCUGGGGAAUUUUCUAGCGGUUCAGUUGGACCACAGUAUGGGGCAGCUGCAGCAACUCCUGUGCCUGGAUUGUUGCCCAAGGAAAGGGCUGGAAUAACCUCAGUUCCUCCUGUUGGAGCGACAGGAUCUUUAACAUCUAGUGCCAAUGAUUCAACACUACGACAGAACCAGGCCCAGGCUGCUGCAAAACGAAGACAGAAUUCACUUCCAAAGACGCCAAUAAUCAGCGGUGUUGGCUCUCCUGCUAGCGUGAGCAACAUUGGUGUUGCAUUAAAUGCGAGCAGUCCUUCUGUUGGAACCCCACCUCUGGUUGAUCAGACAAUGCUUGAGAGGUUUUUAAAGAUUGAUACAAUUAUGACGAGGUACCAAAUAGGCCACAAAAAGAACAAGGUAGAUUACCCAGCCAUGAAGCCCGGUGCCUUCCUCACUGAGCAUCUUUCAGUAUGUCUACACAAUGUUUCCAACGAUGUGAAUUUUAAGGAUGACUCAUGUACCAGAUCACUCUCGAAGUCACUGGUUGGAGGCAGCACAAAUAUUUGCAAGACUAGAGUCCUUAAGUUUUCGCAGCUAGAGCGAAAUCUUCAAGGGACUGUUGUCUCCCGGCCUCAGACCAAGAUGAUCAUGUCAGAGAAAUCAAGUGAUGGUACCAUUGCUAUGCACUAUGGAGAUUUGGAAGAGGGUGAUAUUCUGGCUUCAGAGGAGCAUCUUCCGACACUACCAAAUACCCAUUUGGCAGAUUUGCUUGCAGACCAGUUAUGCUCAUUGAUGACACGCGAAGGAUUUCAUGUGGAAGAUCAGGUCCAACCAAAACCGACCCGCAUGAAUCUUGCUCCAAGCAAUCAACCUAAUGCUCCUGGAAUUCCUCAUAAUAAUUCCAUUGCCGAUAUCCCGCGCUGUCCUGAAGGAGUUUCAGGUCAAUUGUCCAGUGAAGUGUUGCCUACCUCUAAUAGUGGCAAUGUAUCUCUUAGUUCAUCUGUGAAUAUUCCUCCACAUGCAAGGAUGCUGCCUCCUGGAAACCCUCAUGCCUCACAAAUAGCUCCGGGAGUCUCUGUGCCUGGACGGCCACAACAGCUAGAUUCACAGUCCUCACUGCAGCAACAGGCUCAGCAGCUGCAGCAGCACCACCAAAAUCCUAUGGUUCAACAGCAUCUUGCUCAGUUUGCAAGAUCCCCAAUGACGCUUGCUACAAAUCCCCUCUCACAGUUGAAUGCCAGUAUUCAGUUGGGCAAUCACAUGGCAAAUAAGCCACCACCUCCGCAUCUUCAGAUUUUACAGCAGCAACAGCCACAGCAAGCGCAACAGCAGCAGCAGCAGCAACGACAAUCGAUGUUGCAAAGACAAAUGGUGAUAGGAGCUGCUAUGGGCAUGGGAAACAUGGGUGGUAACUUGGCUGGGCUUAGUAGCAUCAGUAACACCAUAAAUAUGGCAGGCGCAAAGGGGAUGGGAGGGCCUGGAAUUUCAGCAUCCAUGGGCCAAAUGCCAAACAUUGGUCAGGCCUCUCACAUUGGCAACCAGCGACUGAUGCAACCUGCUAAUUUGCCAAGAUUUCAGGGGGCGAGGCAGAGUCAAGCUGUGUUAGGGGGCACUCAGUCUGGCAUGGGUGGUGUCUCUGGACCUCGACCGAUGCUUCCGGGCCCUGCUGGCCUGCAAAUGUUGGCCUCAAAUCGAGCUAACAUGCAGCGUGCAGCAAUGGGGGCAAUGGGCCCACCAAAGUUGACAGGGAUGAAUCCGUAUAUGAAUCAGCAGCAGCAGCAGCCAAUGCAGCUGCAGCACCAGCAGCAGCAGAUGCAAUUGCAGCAGCAACCACAGCAGCAACUCCAAUUGCAGCAGCAACAGAUGCAGCAGCAACAGAUGCAGCAGCAGCAGCAGCAGCUUGAAACAACCUCACCCUUGCAAGCUGUUAUGUCACCACCACAAAUAAGUUCACCUUCAAACAUGGCAAUUCCACAAUUGAGUUCACAAUCCCAACAGCAGCAACAGCAGUCUAGUCCCCAGCAAAUGAGCCAAAGAACCCCAGUAAGCCCACAACAGAUCAGCUCUGGGACUAUGCAUGGCAUGAGUGCUGGUAAUCCAGAAGCUUGUCCCGCUAGUCCACAGUUGAGUUCUCAGACCCUUGGCUCAGUUGACAGUAUAAACAAUUCUCCUAUGGAGCUACAAGGUGUUAAUAAAAGCAACUUGAGCAGUGCAUAAUGAAGUCCUGUCCUAUGCGCUUCUGAAUCGUUUCUUAACUUAGCAGAGAAGUCGAAGGAAUUUUUUAGAGGUUUUUGUUUAUAUAAGAUGGAGCGGAAGAGGUAGUUGUUGAUAAAAGUGCCAGUAUAAUCGACACCGGGGCUUUGAGGAGGGGGCAAGGCACAAAUUUUCCCCUUGGCUCUCUAGGAAAGGGCUGCUUUUUAGACUCAAUUGAUCUCGAUGCUGGAAAUCACCAAUAAGUUGAUUAAAAGCAGGACACCUGCACUGUGAUAUGUCUCUUGUUUUGAUGUCCGAGGUGGAUUUCCCAUACAAUAGCAUGGAACUCACGGCGGCGUAAGAGGACAGUAAGGGGAAAGAAAGAAACUCGCAAACUGCAGAGGAGAAUGAGAUCUUGGAUUCUGAGAUGCGAAAAUUGCGAUGUACAAGGUUGAAGGAUGAAACGGAAUGAUGUAUGUGAAUUUUCAAUCAGUUGAGCCGGAGCAGUGAGCAUGUCAAGACUGUCUACUUCCUUUCCCAUUUUAUUUUCCUUCUGGGUUUUUCUGUUUUGGCUGACUUUGUGGUGAAGACAUCUACUCUGCAAUCCCUGUAAUCAUGUAGUCUAUAGUAGUUAGAAAUAAUAAUCAGAAACAAGUUCAUGUCAAAUAUUCAUG
This is a messenger RNA of Eucalyptus grandis, 4364 nucleotides long. Its product is annotated as protein PHYTOCHROME-DEPENDENT LATE-FLOWERING-like. Gene Ontology annotation, biological process: regulation of transcription by RNA polymerase II. Lineage: Eukaryota; Viridiplantae; Streptophyta; Magnoliopsida; Myrtales; Myrtaceae. Gene Ontology annotation, cellular component: SAGA complex. The record is from RefSeq and is a predicted model, not a curated record. Gene Ontology annotation, molecular function: transcription coregulator activity.